UCAGCGGUAUGCUCAAUAUCAAUAAGUUUAUGGAAUAACCUUACAAUCAUUUGAAACAAUUGUUUAUGAUCAUCUUCUAUUAAUCUGAUUUUAUACUUAACAAUCACAAGGUCUUUAUUGGAAAGAAACAUGUAUGCAAUGAGUAUAACUAAAUAUAAUAUUUAAGAAACGAAUAGGUAUAAUUGAUGAAAGAAUAAUGGUAUGCAGCUUUUUUAUUACUUUAUUAUAAAAAAAUGUGAAUUAUAAAAGUCUGCACCUUGCUCAUAUGGUGUCAUUGUGCCGAUUGUGUUUUGUGGAGUGAUGGUGGGGUAAGAUGCAUUCACUUUAACGUUUGUGGUACGUGCUGUGCUGCGUGCGUAACUGCACAUUGGCGGGAAAUAAGAAGAAACUGUGUUAAAAAUCGUAUUACUUUUGGUUUGAUAUAAUUCUGAUUCGACUCAAUUUACUGACGACCCCAGCUUUUUUAACCGAUCAGUAAAUAAAUAAAAUCAGAUGGCGGAGAAACUCGAAGACCUCAACUUGCCAAAUGCGGUUGUAACGAGGAUUAUAAAAGAAGCAUUACCAGAAGGAGUCACAGUUGCCAAAGAUGCCAGAAUCGCAGUAGCUAAAGCAUCUUCGAUCUUUAUACUAUAUUUAACAUCGUCAGCAAAUAUAAUUGCUAAAAGAGGGAACCGUAAAAUAAUAAGUGGACAAGAUGUUAUACGAGCAAUGACAGAUAUAGAGUUUGAUCAAUUCAUUGAUCCAUUGCAAGAAUCGUUAAAAAAUUUCCAAAGAGCUCAGAAAGAAAAGAAAAGUGCUGCGCCUAAAAAUAAGAAAUAACAGAAGACAAAUGGAGAUGAAGGGCUCGAAGCUAUUUUUUAUAUACAUUACAUGUAAGAACUAUCAUAC
Molecule: messenger RNA, 888 nt
Organism: Ceratina calcarata
Lineage: Eukaryota; Metazoa; Arthropoda; Insecta; Hymenoptera; Apidae
Gene: Chrac-14
Product: DNA polymerase epsilon subunit 3 Chrac-14
Exons: 2
Coding region: 493-819 (108 amino acids)
Biological process (GO): DNA damage response; heterochromatin formation; leading strand elongation
Cellular component (GO): CHRAC; epsilon DNA polymerase complex
Molecular function (GO): protein heterodimerization activity; chromatin DNA binding
Source: RefSeq, a predicted model, not a curated record